AGAUACUACUGUGACUAUUGUGAUACCUAUCUCACACAUGACUCGCCUUCAGUAAGGAAGACACAUUGUAAUGGAAGAAAACAUAAAGAAAAUGUGCGAUUAUUUUAUCAGAAAUGGCUUGAAGAACAAGUACAAAAAAUUGUAGAUGACACAACUGCUGCAUUCAAGGCAGGUAAAAUACAACACAAUAAUCCAUUUACACCAGGACAACCAGGACCAGGUGGUGUUAUGAUACCACCUCCUUCAGGAUUAGGUAUGGAUUUUUAG
This is a messenger RNA of Lottia gigantea (owl limpet), 267 nucleotides long. RefSeq lists its product as hypothetical. Gene Ontology annotation, biological process: spliceosomal snRNP assembly; mRNA 5'-splice site recognition; mRNA splicing, via spliceosome. Gene Ontology annotation, molecular function: zinc ion binding; pre-mRNA 5'-splice site binding. The transcript has 3 exons. NCBI's taxonomy places the organism in Eukaryota, Metazoa, Mollusca, Gastropoda, Lottiidae. Gene Ontology annotation, cellular component: nucleus; U1 snRNP. The annotation marks the transcript as partial. The record is from RefSeq and is a predicted model, not a curated record.